GCUCGCCUUUGACAGAGAGCCCUGGUUAGCUGUCGCGCGCUGUAAUUCCCCAGCCAUUCAAACCAAGCAGCUCGCCGGUGAUCUAAUUUAACCCCAACACGAGCCCUCAGCACAGGGACAGUUAGCUUCAGCGAGGCGCUAGCGUCAACCGGUUGUUUGCCAGCGGACAAAAAGGACGGCGACAAAGAUGUCUAAAGACACGGAAAUGAAGAACGAGAAAAUCAUGGACAUGGAGAGCAAGGUGCUGUGGUACCCGGACUCCAAGAGGAACACACUAAUGGAUACGUUUAGGAAACAGGUCAACCGGGACUACGGAUUUAAUCUCGUCAACUACAAUGAGCUGUAUCAGUGGUCGGUGGACAGUUAUUCAGAUUUCUGGGCAGAAGUGUGGCGCUUCUGUGGCGUCGUCAGCUCCAAGCCAUAUGAAGAGGUUGUGGAUUUAUCCAAACGGAUCUCGGAUGUUCCAGAGUGGUUUCAAGGUGCUCGGCUCAACUACGCUGAGAACUUGCUCAAACAUGCAGACCAGGACAAAGUAGCUCUCUAUGCUGCAACGGAGGCCAAUGAUGAGAUUGUGAAGGUGACGUUUGGGGAGCUGAGGCGUGAUGUCGCAUUGUUUGCUGCAGCCAUGAGGAAGAUGGGCCUCCAGACUGGAGACAGGGUCGUAGGCUACCUGCCCAAUGGUAUCCAUGCAGUGGAGGCCAUGUUGGCAGCAGCCAGCAUUGGAGCCAUUUGGAGCUCCACGUCAGUCGACUUUGGAGUCAACGGUGUCCUUGACAGGUUUUCCCAAAUCCAGCCCAAGCUGCUCUUCUCUGUUGCUGCUGUGGUUUACAACGGGAAAACACAUGACCACAUGGACAAGCUGAUCAGUGUCGUCAAAGGUCUGCCUGACCUGAAGAGAGUCGUGGUGAUUCCCUACGCUCGCUCCAAACAAGAGACGGACCUCUCCAAGAUACCCAACAGUGUAUUUAUCGAUGAUUUCUUGGCGUCUGGUCGUGGCGAGGCUGACCAGUUUCCUCAGCUGGAGUUUGAGCAGCUUCCAUUCAGUCAUCCUCUGUUCAUCAUGUACUCUUCUGGCACCACAGGAGCUCCGAAAUGCAUGGUCCACUCUGCUGGGGGCACGCUCAUCCAACACUUGAAAGAACACAUUCUCCAUGGCAAUAUGACCAGCAGUGAUGUCAUCAUUUACUACACCACGACCGGCUGGAUGAUGUGGAACUGGCUGGUGUCUGCUCUGGCAGUGGGAGCCUCUGUGGUUUUAUAUGACGGUUCACCACUAAUGCCCACACCCAAUGUACUGUGGAACCUGACAGACCAGCUGGGCAUCACUAUUUUAGGUACCGGCGCCAAGUGGCUGUCUGUGCUGCAAGAGAGGAACCUGAAACCCGCGGAAUCGCACAACCUCCAGUCUCUCCACACCAUCCUGUCAACUGGAUCUCCUCUCAAACCUCAGAGCUACGACUAUGUCUACCGCUGCAUCAAGAGCAACGUGCUGCUGGGCUCCAUCUCAGGCGGCACUGACAUAGUGUCCUGUUUCAUGGGUCAGAACCCAACAGUUCCAGUGUAUCGGGGUGAGAUCCAAACAAGAAAUCUCGGCAUUGCUGUGGAAGCCUGGGGCCUUGAUGGUAAGCCCGUAUGGGGAGAGAGCGGGGAGCUUGUUUGCUUGAAACCAAUCCCCUGCCAGCCAACACGCUUCUGGAACGACGAGAACGGGAGCAAAUACCACAAAGCGUACUUCUCUACAUAUCCUGGGGUGUGGGCUCACGGAGAUUACUGCAAAAUCAACCCAAAGACGGGAGGCAUUGUGAUGCUGGGCAGAAGUGAUGGCACAUUGAACCCCAAUGGAGUCCGAUUUGGCAGCUCAGAGAUCUACAACAUCGUGGAGGCAUUCGAGGAGGUGACAGACAGUCUUUGCGUUCCUCAGUACAAUGCCGAUGGAGAAGAGCGCGUUAUUUUGUUCUUAAAGAUGGCACCUGGUAGGCCCUUCUGUCCGGAGUUGGUGGCGAAGAUAAAAGGAGCCAUUAGAAAAGCUCUGUCUGCCAAACACAUCCCAUCUCUGCUGAUGGAGACCAGAGACAUUCCAUACACCAUCAGCGGUAAGAAGGUGGAGGUGGCUGUGAAACAGGUGAUUGCUGGACGGGAAGUGGCGCAAAGAGGAGCUUUCUCCAACCCUGAUUCGCUGGAGCUCUACAAGAACAUUCCUGAACUGCAAAACUAUUAGAGAGGAGGCUUCACUGAGCUGGAGAGGACCUGCAAAAGAGAACCAGCUGACAAGACUUCAGCUUAGUUUUUAAUGGACUUAAUUCAGAUUUACAGGAACAGGGAGAUAUGCACUGGGAUAGUUUACAGAGGCACUUUCAGCUUUGUACGUGGCAUAAAAACAUCAAAAUCAAACAAGAAAUGGUACAAAUAGUAUGUAAAAAUGAGCGCUGUACUGCUCCAUUGGCUAGCUUUCAAUCAAGUGAUUAAGCAGCUGCUACCAAGUUGUUCAAGUAAAUGUGGGGUGAUGUAUUCAGCUUUGGAUAUAAUAUGAUGUGGACAGCACCACUUGUUUAUAAGCUCAUGCUCUGAAGCCACCAAUAAUAGGGAAGUGUAAUUUAUCGUCGCUUUGCUCUGGCCUCACAUUGUGCUGUCAGCCAGUGAAGAACCAUAUCUCUCUGUGUCCCCGGCGUUAACCCCAGUGAUGGUUCUGAGUGGGUCCCAGACUGAAAACACAUUGAAGUGUGCAGAUCAACACACACACACACACACACACACCUGGGAUUAACAACUCAGCUCAUAUCACCAUAUCAUUGCUAUGUGGUGCAUAUUGCUUUAUCAAAUGUAUGUAUAUAUGAAUAUAUAUAUUUUGGACUGUGAAAUUCAGAUAACAUUAUAAUUAUGCUUUUGAAGAUAGUGACCCAAACCUGUUGACCAAAGUGAGUCUCAGCUUUAGAGGGUCGUAACACGUCAGGAGAUGUAGUUUAAAUCAAUAAACUAGAGGUUUCCAGAUAAAACUUACUGAACUUUUCCCCAACCUUUAUAAAGUUAUUGAUCUCUGAGGUAUUACAUGUGCAAAUCCUAUCAAUGAUUUGACUUUGUAACAAUUGUUUUAUUCCGCCCAAAACGUAAAGGCAUGUAUUGAUGAAGCCAAGGUCAAGUGCGAUCUGAAAGUGAGCAAAGGUUUAUUUCACCACAAAAGCCUCUAUUUAUUCGUAGCGUAUUGAUGUUCCAUGUUUGUCAUAACUAAGAAAAAGGUGUUUUCCUAAUAACUACAGUGUACAUGGGGAAUCUGAAUUGUUUAUACGAAAAGUCCUCAUGCUGUGUGGCAAAGCCUAAAAGUGAAUUCAUGCUAUUAAAGGUGAACUGCAGUGGUUUUGGGUACUAGUAGCACGACUGAGCGUACGAUAACAAAAAUCACUUGGGUUCCCAUUUCCUGUUGGGAGCAUUUGAUCUUUGGAGGAAGCAUUUUGUACUCCUACAGAGGUAACAUUUCUAAUUUCUUUUUUUUUUUAUUAUUUGACUUUUAAUUCAGUCUUGUUGCUGGAUUAUUUGAAACAUAUUUAAAGGUACGGAUUUAAAUAAAUCGACUGGAAAAGUCUGCAGUUUCUUUAAUGUCAUAUUCACUGAUUUAAUGAAUGUCCUCUUUAAAGGCACCCUGUGGUCUUUUUGGCCACUUGCAGCUCUGUGAUGCAGUGUUUUGAUGAUUGGGUCCCUGUUAAGUUUUGUAUCUUUUGCAUGAGUGUGCAGGUGACGGGAUACAUAUUCCUUCCAAUGGUGUCACACUGCUCCACUGAUUGGCAGGUGGCAGUAAUGUAAAUCAGCUUUUCUAAUGCUGACAUUUUUUUUUUAUUGGCCUCAAGGAUGCAGAAGACGAAUAUAAAGUCCCAAAGAUGCAUAGGCUCUUUCUUAUAGAGACGGGGGUCAUACUGUUCACUUAGCACUUUAGUACAGUCUACUGUAUGUGGUCAUAAUGACAUCUGGGUAAAAUGGCAGAUCUACCGUUUCGUUCUGAAGUAUGCAUGCAGGUUAGGCAGUUCUUCUUGUGAGAGUUUGCAAACAUGAUGCUGGGUGUGUCACAUGUAAAUAACUUAAUUGUACUUGGUUGUUUCAUGUCUGCCUUUAGGAAAUCUAUAAUGUAAUUUGUACUUAUUUUGGUGUUGCGAUAUAAAGUGUAUUGAAUCCGA
Messenger RNA from Anarrhichthys ocellatus (wolf-eel), 4163 nucleotides. It is a transcript of the gene aacs, whose product is annotated as acetoacetyl-CoA synthetase. The record is from RefSeq and is a predicted model, not a curated record. Bases 188 to 2218 code for a protein of 676 amino acids. Lineage: Eukaryota; Metazoa; Chordata; Actinopteri; Perciformes; Anarhichadidae. Gene Ontology annotation, molecular function: acetoacetate-CoA ligase activity. Gene Ontology annotation, biological process: positive regulation of insulin secretion; lipid metabolic process. The transcript is spliced from 18 exons.